AUGUACAUACACAGACACGUACACACACACACACGUACAUACACGCAGACACAUGUACAGAUACACACAUGUACAUACACGCAGACACAUGUACAGAUACACACAUGUACAUACACACACACACACAAAGCCCUAUAAAAAGUUGCAGUACUUCGUUGUUCACUCACAGAGCAGGGUACUGCACUCUAGGGGGAGGCAGAGAGCACAGCACACACUCCUUGCUUUGCACUCAGCUAUUGAGCAGUCUGACGGCUCCCAGUGCCAAUGACAGAUCCGGCCUGAGCUCCGAGCCUGCUCAGCAAGAUGGCCCUGGGGGACACACUCGCCCCCACCAUAAUUUCCACUCGCCAUUGGUGAGCAGACAAGUGGAAAUUUCAAGGCCUCAUUUACAUUACUGU
Messenger RNA from Staurois parvus, 398 nucleotides. The record is from the annotation of a GenBank genome assembly. NCBI's taxonomy places the organism in Eukaryota, Metazoa, Chordata, Amphibia, Anura, Ranidae.